AUGGUUUGCUCCGGGCCUGGGCACCAGCGAGCGUUGUCCCGGCGCAAGUGGCCAUCUGAAGACGCAGCCUCCUGUCCGGCUGCCCUCAGCCUGGCACUCCUGCUUCCUCGGCAGUGGGGUCAGACGGGCCUCAGGCAGUGGACCCCUGGGUCAGCAGCGGCGUCCUUCCAUCCUUCACGUGUGUCCUGGCCGCUGCAGGAGCCGGACGUGGAGACAGCACGGCGCUCCCUGCCUUGGGAAGGGCGGGAGCAUGGCGCUGGCGCCCCUCUCGGAGCUCCAGAUGUGGAGCAGAGCCACGUGAAGGGCUCCAGACGGUCCCUGCUCCGGCCUACAUUCUGCGAUGACAAGGGCUGCUCCUCCGGGGGGAGCCUGGGGAAGCCCCGGGAUGACAAGGCUGGGCGUGCUCAGCGGAGACGGGGGUCACCCAGCAGCACACUGAGGGAGAAUCCACUCGCUUCCUGCCUCGGCUGGCCCAGCGGGGAAGACACGGCCACAGGCUUCAAGGUGCGACUGGAGGGCUCCAGCUCGCAGUGCCAGGGCCGGCUGCAGGUCUACGCCCAGGACUCCUGGAGCACGGUGUGCGCACAGAGCUGGGGCCUGCAGGGCAGCUCCCCGCCGGGCCCGGGGCAGGCCUCCCACCUCUGCCGCCAGCUGCACUGCGGGGACAUCUGCAGACUCGGCACUGUCCCUGCCUUCAACGCACCCCAGCCCCGGCUCCGCCAGGUCAUCUGCCGAGGACCCCCAGGGUCCUUCUCCAACUGCAGCAGCAUCCGCACCCAGAGCUGGUGCCAGCCGCUGGCCCUGGUCUGCCUAGGUGGGUCGGGGGACACCAUGACCCCCAACCACCAAGGAACCCGAGAGGCCCGGGCACCCCUGGGUGGGGCCGCUCCAGUCCAGCCCGGCCAUUUCUCCCCAGCUCCACCCAGGCUGCGGAUGGUGGCUGGGCCUGGGGGCCUGCAGUGUGCCGGUGCCAUCGAGUUCUACAGCAGCCACUGGGGCGGCGCCGUCGGCUAUGAGGCCCGGGAGGACGAGUCUGCAGGCCUGGGCACCCUUGUCUGCGGCAACCUGGGCUGUGGCUCCUUCCUCAAGUGGCUGCCGGAGCCGCAGUGGACGGUGGUGCAGUGGACAGUGCAGGACACGAGCUGCGAGGCCCUGCCGCAGUGCUUCCGGAGGGCGCUUCCUGGGGCGGCCAGCCCGGCCCUGGCCCUGGUCUGCUCCGGCCCGGCUGCGGGAAGCGUGGGGAGCAUCGUCCUAGCUGUGGUGCUCCUGGCUGUGCUGCUGGUGGUGUGCGGCCCCCUGGCCUACAGGAAGCUGCUGAAGAGAGUCCGCCAGAAGAAGCAGCGGCAGUGGAUCGGCCCGACCGGGAUGAGCCAGACCAUGUCUUUCCACCGCAACCCCACGGCCACCGUGCGGGCCCAGCCUGAGAACCACCCCAGGGAGCACGCGGACAACGAGUACAGCCAGCCACCGCGGAACUCGCGCCUGUCUGCCUACCCAGCUCUGGAGGGGGCCCUGCGCCUCUCAGCCGCGCAACCUGACAACUCCUCGGACAGCGACUAUGACCUGCACGCCACCCACAGGCUGUGAGGCCGCGCCGGCUCUGCGCGCCAGCUCUGCCUGCCCUGCGGAGGGAAAGGGUAAGCGCCUGCAGCUUCCUGACAGCCCACCGGACGCCUGGAGGCACAGCCUUCCGGAAAGCUGCUGGGAGAGAUCCCGCAGGGCCUGGGGUCUACACUCAGCGCACAGGGCCAGCUUCUGACCUAUGCAGCAUUGUAAGAAAAAGCAGAGGUGCCUGUGAGCGGCCUGAGGAAGUACCACGGCCCAUGCAGCAGACCCACUGUGGGAACGGGGGAACAGGGCUCUGGCUGUGAGGAGAGGGACGGGCAGUUUGCUCACGGAGCUUCCAUGAAAGCAAACAUAAGAGCAACACUGACGCCCUGGGAAGAGGCUCCAGAUGAGGGCCAGGCGAGAGCCAGGCUCGGGUGUGGGUCCCUUGUGCCCACAGCCCCACGGCGUCCAAGGUCACGGGACCCUCAGGGCUGAGCCUCUCCCGCAGCAGUGGACAGAGCUAGCCUUCAUCUUCAGAAACUUCUUCUGAAGAUCUCGGAAUGAGAUUGCCUCAAGAGUAAUUUACUGGGACGCGCUGACCGGCCUCAUGCAGAACCACAUGAGCAACGCAGGACGAGAGCAGAGGCCACGGUCGGCUCUGUGCACCGGUGCCUAAGGUCUCCACAAGGACUGGCAGAGGGCGGUAAGCAGGGAGGAGAAGGAAGACACGUGCUCUGAACGGCGAGCCCAGCAGGAGACCCCACCAGGGUGGCUGCUGUUCUCCCUGAAGAGCUGGGAGCUGGUCGGAAAACCAGACCUGCGUGCCCCUUGCAGGGGAUGCCCCACCUCUACCCCGCCUGCCCGCCAGGACCUGGGACCUGGGUGUGUGCAGCCGAACCCUCCACAUGGCUGCUGAGAGGCCCUGCACCUGGAGGCUGAGGUGUGCCCAGGGAGCCCCUUUCCUGCCCUUGGACUCUGCCCCUCGGGGGUUCUCUGGUGCCU
Molecule: messenger RNA, 2550 nt
Organism: Fukomys damarensis (Damara mole-rat)
Lineage: Eukaryota; Metazoa; Chordata; Mammalia; Rodentia; Bathyergidae
Gene: Cd5
Product: CD5 molecule
Exons: 9
Coding region: 1-1587 (528 amino acids)
Biological process (GO): T cell costimulation
Cellular component (GO): plasma membrane
Source: RefSeq, a predicted model, not a curated record